AUGAAAAAAGUGGCAAUUAUUUUUUUUUUUUUCUUUAUUGGAAAAGUUAUUGGGAUAAAGAUAUAUAUGAAAAGAAAAUAUCCUAAUGUAGAAAAUGGAGUAUAUCAGUUAGACAAUAGAGGGAGACCAAUAAAAAUUGUUGAUGUUAACUAUGAACACAUAUGGGAAAUACCUAAAAAUGGGGGAGUUAAUACUUAUGCUGUUGUUAAAAAGAAUGGUGAAGUAAAAAAAUUUAGUGAAGGAACGAAUAUAAUAUAUGGAACAACUAAAAGAAUAAAAAAAGAAAAUACAGAUAAAACAGAUAAAAAAAAAAUUAAAAAAGAAAUUGAAAAAUAUAAGAAAACACUUGAUAUUAAAAAUGUUUCUAAUGUUUCUAAAAAAGAAGAUACAGAACUAAAAAAAAAAAAAGAAAAAAAAAAGACACUACAUCGUGCUAUACAUAUAACAGCAGAUGAUGUCCCAUCAACAGAAAAAGAAAAGGAAGAAGAUGAAGAUGAAAUAAAUAUAGGAAAGGAAUUAGGAGUUGCAAUAAGAGAAAAUUUUGAGACGCAUUAUGAAGAAUCAAAAAAUCCAUCUUCUCUAAGUACUGAUUUAUUAGAUACAAAAAUUCCUGGUGGUAUAGAGAAAUUAUUGAUGGAUGAUUUAGAAGAUAGAAAAUGGAUAUCUAAAAAACCCUUAAGUGAUAAAAUAUGUUUAAGAGAUUAUUCAAAACAGUGUCCUUCUACAUGGGAACGAAUAUCAGAAGUACAAUGCAGAUCACCGAAAGAAUAUUCUGGUCCUUGUUCUCACAUUAUGGUUUUUGAACCUAUGACUUCAAAAGAAAAAAGUCAACUAGCAACAGAUUGCAAAGUCAACUGGCUAUGUAUUAAUGAGUCAUGUGGCAACAGUAAAAGAGAUUAUUCAAAAGAUUGUCCUGAAAAUUGGAAUUACACAGGAAAAUGUGAAGCUCCUGAAAAUUAUUCUGGAGGAUGUAACAAAAUAAUGGAUUUUGGUGCUUUUACACAAAAUGAAAAGGAGGAAUUUUCCUCAGCCUGUAAAGUGGUUUGGCCAUGUAAAGAAGAAUCAUGUGAAAGAGACUACUCAAUAACAUGCCCCAAAGGAUGGUCUUACGAUGCAAGUAAAGAUAUGUGUAAAGGAAGUAAAGAAUUUGAAGGAUUGAUUUCAAAAGAAGAAAUGGAAGCUAUAAGCCAUAUGUCUUAUCAUCAAAGAAUAGCAUUUUCAUCUAAAUAUGGAAUUGCAUGGCCCUGUAAGAAUAAAUGCACUUAUGGUUAUGAUAUAUAUCCUUGCCCCAGGGGAUGGAUAAAUUUAAUGAAUUCAGGAGCUUGUAAGGCUCCUGACGAUUAUAAUCCUCCAAUUAGCUGUCCUCGUAUAACACAUUUUGAUUAUAUGAAUAUAAAUGAAAAAGAAAAAUUUAGUAAAAAGUGUAAUGUUAAAUGGUUAUGUAUCGAAAAUGCACAAAGAGAUUAUUCAAAAUGCCCAAUACAUUUUGAUUAUAUAGAUAAAGGAAAUAAUAAAGGUAUGUGUAAGCCUAAUGAAAAAUAUAAAGGACCAUGUAAAGAAGUUCAAGAUAUUUUAUCAUUAACUCUUGAACAAAAAUAUAACUUUGAAGAAACUUGCGAAGCACAAUUUCAUCGUAUAGAAAAUAAGAAUAUUCCUCAAGUAAAACAAGAUAAUAUUCCUGAAAAUACAAUGGAAAAAUUACUAAAAGGAACGGAUAUUUCUAAAAGUGGAAUUACAUUAGAAUAA
Messenger RNA from Plasmodium relictum, 1746 nucleotides. RefSeq names its product CPW-WPC family protein, putative. The coding region runs from base 1 to 1746 and encodes 581 amino acids. NCBI's taxonomy places the organism in Eukaryota, Apicomplexa, Aconoidasida, Haemosporida, Plasmodiidae. The record is from RefSeq and is a predicted model, not a curated record. The transcript has 13 exons.